AUGACGCCUGUUGUGCACUCAGUCACUUUCUUCAGGAUCAGCUAGAGCAAAUGUUGAAGUGAAGAUAAAACUAGCACUGCUUUGGCAACUUCCUUCGUUACUUCCAUUCUGUUAAAACGCAAUUUACAGUGGUGGAGCACCCCUGCUCCAGUUGUUACCAUAGCAACCAGUCUAGCUGGUUCGUUGAGGUCGGCAGGUCGCUGGUAGCCCAUGUCGAUUUGGUCGGUGCUAAAUUUGCCUGCGAUUUAUCGAUUUAUUAGUCAAUACAGAUGGAACGUGUUGUUAGUCGAACAAAGGCUGUGAUACAAGUGUGAAUUAGGCGUAGGCAUCAAUUUGACGAUUCACCGUAAGAUACAAGACAUCAACGCUGGUUGGAUAAGGUUAAACGACAGCUAAUCGUCUUCAGAGGACCAAUUUAGUGCAAAGAUGGCGCGCAAACGCGACAUGAUCCAGAUCCAGACGGAGGUGAGCACCCAGGAGGAGUGGGAGCAGGAGAUCGCCAAGCCGGGCCUCACCGUGGUCGACGUGUACCCCGACUGGUGCGGACCCUGCUCCUCCAUGGUUGGCAUGCUGAAAAAGAUCAAGUUCGAGCUCGGUGACGACAUGCUCAACUACGUGAUCGCCCGUUCUGACGACAUCGAGGCCCUGGAGACUUUCCGCAAUCGCAGCGAGCCGCUGUGGAUCUUCUUCGGCUCCGGCCAGCCGGUGUACCAGCUCCGGGGAGCCCACUCGCCGCUGCUCGCCAGGAAGAUAGUCGAGGAACUGGAGAAGGAGAAAAAGGUGUUAGCCGGCGAGGCCGAGCGUUCCGUCAUCUCUCUCGUCUGCGACGCGCCGGCGGCCGUCCAGCUGCCGCCCGAAGUCGUCGCCGCCGGUGCCGAUGACGACGAGGCAGCCGAGACUCUGAACGCUCGACGGUUGAGGUCGGAGGCGCGCGUGGCCCGCGCUCUGGCACCGUACAGUGUGCUGGUGGUGGCGCCGGCGGCCGCAGACAGACGAGAGGAGGUCCUCUCCCUUCUGGAGUCCCACGGCUUCACCAUCGGCGCGGAGGUGACGAAGGAGCUGACCGAAGAGGAGGUGGACGCCCUGGUGGACCCACCACCACCACCACCACCGCCGGCGGCGGCUCCGGCGGCUGAGGAGGAGGGGGAGGGAGAGAAAGCCGCCGAGGGAGAAGAGCCGGCUGCUGCAGAGGGAGAAGAGCCGGCCCCGGCAGAGGUAGAGGAGCCCGCUCCGGCAGAGGAGACGGAGGGAGGUAGCGCCGGCGCAGAGGAGACCGGAGAGACAGAGCAGCAGGAGGAAGGAGGGGAGGAGGACCCGGAGGUUGCGGCUCGCAGGGAGGCGGCCAAAGAGAAACUGAAGGAGGGAGAGUGUGCUCUUCUGGCGCUAAAAGACUCCGAAUUCAGCGAGCAGAAUCCCUACCGCUGGCUGACGCUCUACCUCGGCCACGCACCAGCGCCGCCACCCGACUCCGGCGCCGAACCUGUAGUUCCACCACCGGCCGCCGGAGGGCAGCAGGAGGACGGCGACUCCCCACCAGACACCGAAGCGGCAGCAGAACCCGAGCCAGAGCCUGAAGCGGACGAAUCCCAACCACCACCGGAACCAGAGUCGGCACUGGCGGAUCAGCUUCGAGAACUUCUCGUGGAGGCCGCUCCUGCGGUGUUCAGCCCUGAGACUGUCCCCGGUCAGCAGGCGGCCCUGAGGAGGCAUUUCCCGGAGCUGUACCGGGCGCCGGAGCCGGCCCCAGCCGCCGCGUCAGCCGAGCCGUCUCCGCCAGCCAGCCGACAGGUGGCGCUGGCGGUGUUCGCUGGAGAUCGAGAGGACGUGGCGGAGAAGCUGAACGAGGCCGGGUUCGCGGUGCUGCACUCGGGAGUGGGAGAGAUGACAGAGGAGGUGGCAGGUCAGCUGGUGGCCCGUCUGGAGGGAGGCGACAGUCAGCUUCCGGCGCUGGUGGCGACACCUGUGCUGGCGGCGGCAGUAGCCUCCGACGGUGGCGCCGCCCUGGCGGCCAUCGCCAACCUGGAUCCGCUCUACCUCUCCGACAAUCCGGAGCAGGCAGAGAAGGACGCUCAGCUAAUUUUCUCCUCCUGGGGAGUGGACAUCGGCUCCCUGCUCGUGGACGGCGCAGGAGGAGGCGAAGGGGGCGAAACUCUGGCAGAAGGAGCCGAGACGGCGCCGGAGGGAGAAGCAGACACAAAGACAGAGGGAGGGGAGGGAGAGGCAGAAGGAGGAGCGGAGGAAGGAGCGGGAGGAGGUGAGACAGUGGCGGAAGGUGAGGGAGAGGCGGAGGGCGCAGCGGCGCAGGACGCGGCUCCCGAGGAUACUCCCGCUGAGGAAGCGCCCGCUGAAGAUGCACCUGCUGCUGAGGAGGCUCCGGCCGCCGAGGAAACGCCAGCGGAAUAGGUGGCGCUGGCGAAUGGUUAUAGGUGGCACUGUUGUUCCAAAACGGUGACACUGUUGGUUGGCAUUUAAAAUACCCAAACGGCUAGUCAUGCUGAAAGUGGUAUAUUCGAUGCUACUCGAAGAUAUGUGUAUAUGCGAGUGCGGUGUAGCCAGUGCAAGACCAGUCACCAACGAUGUCGGAAAACUCCUUCAGCUUUACUUUUAUCCGAAUGCGAUUCACAUGGUCGGAAUAAAGUUCAUACAAGGGAAGCGGUAUAAAGAAAAACCGCGAAAUAAAAUGGCUCGACUGUUA
Messenger RNA from Amphibalanus amphitrite, 2695 nucleotides. RefSeq names its product thioredoxin domain-containing protein 3 homolog. The transcript is spliced from 9 exons. Bases 427 to 2403 code for a protein of 658 amino acids. The record is from RefSeq and is a predicted model, not a curated record. Lineage: Eukaryota; Metazoa; Arthropoda; Thecostraca; Balanomorpha; Balanidae.